This is a messenger RNA of Punica granatum (pomegranate), 1320 nucleotides long. The record is from RefSeq and is a predicted model, not a curated record. Lineage: Eukaryota; Viridiplantae; Streptophyta; Magnoliopsida; Myrtales; Lythraceae.
AUAGCAGUGAGCGCAGUGAGCGUUGAGUGAGAACAAUGUCGAUGGCAACUACUAUAUCCCCUUCCUGUCAUCUUCUCCGGCUCCACCACCUCCGCCGCCCUCAUCCUCCGCCGCGGCCGCCGCCCUUGUCGUCCUCCACGCUCCUCUCCCUCUUCUUCAAGCCCCUCUUGGCAACCCCUCCUCCGGCCACAGCAGCAGCAGCAGCAUUUUCAUCUGCAACGGCAGCGACAGUACUCUCCUCCUCUCCUAAGUUAACCCCGCCAACCCCAGCCUCCAAAUCGCUCUUCAUCACCGGUCCCCCCGCCUCUCUCACUGUUCGCCCUCUUCCCCUGCUUCGCCAGUCCAUCUCCUCUGCGGCAUUUCCUCAAACAUCUUCUUCGCAUCGGGAAGCCUCUCAUGACGGAGAAGAGAACGACGACGAAAUUCGCGAUAUUGAUGAUGACGACGAAGAAGAAGAAUCCUAUGAUGAAGAAGAAGAAGAAGAAGAGGAGGAGGAACUGGGAGAAGGAAUUGUUGCCGUGGCGGAAGAGGUGCGGGAACCGGAACCAGAACCGAAGGGGAGCGAGUCCAUCCGGCCAGUUAACGGCAAGAAAGGACCGGGCUUGAGCUUGAACUUGAGUGUGAAGGAGAAGAAGGAGCUCGCUUCUUAUGCCCACAGCUUGGGGAAGAAGCUCAAGUGUCAGUUGGUGGGCAAAUCCGGUGUUACUGAAAAUGUUGCAGCUUCCUUCGUCGAGACCCUCGAAGCCAAUGAGCUUCUCAAGAUCAAGAUACACCGGACUUGUCCUGGAGAGCUGGAUGAGGUGGUGGACAAGCUGCAGGCAGUUACUGGUUCGGUGGUGGUAGGUCAGAUCGGUCGGACAGUGAUCAUAUACAGGCCCAGCCUCACAAAAUUGGAGGCUGAGGAGAAGAAGAAACAGGCCCAGAGUGUUUUCAUGAGGAAACGGAUGAAACCCAGACCUGCACUCGUGAAGAAUGGACAAGCAUCAAGAAUGACUGCCCGAGCUCGUCGUGGGAGCAGCAAGGCGUGAGAUUUCUCAACCCAUGCAUGUGAGAACUUUUUUGUCCCGAAGAACUCGUAUACUUCCAUCCUUGCAUCGAAUCUUGAACUGCCACCGGUUGGAGAUGUACAAUUACGAGUGAAGUAAAUACUGAGCCAUUGGAUGAAGAGGAUGGAUACUAUAUUUCUCUUGUACGUAGUAUUAAGAGUGGUGGUGGUAGUUUGGAGGAAAAACUUAGGGUGCUCCCUUGUAUGUAUCUCCUCCGGCUUGUGAACCUUUGAUCAAUGGAAUCAACAACGACAUCUGCCCUCUUCUCAUUCGA